GAUAAUAAAUAUAUCUGAAUUAAAGACAACUCUCACAAUAACCAGUGGACAGAAAUGAUUUCUUCAAUCUUAUAGGUGAGGAAACAGGCUCAGAGAUGUUAAAUGACUUGGCCAUGAUUACACAUACAACCCGAGUGUGUAUGAUUUUAGACACGACAGUAUUUUUGUGAUUUAUAGUUUUUUUGAAAAUUUCAAAAAAAAUUACAAAAAACAUUGCAAAACAGUACCAAAGUUCCCUUUCUGUGCAGUGUAUUUUUAUUUAUUUGAUUCAUUUAUUUACUUUUACCUUCACUCAGAUUUCCCAAAUGAUAACAUCUUGCAUAACCACAGUACAGUCAAGAUCAGAAAGUUAGUAUUGAUGUACUAGUAACUAACCUACAGACCUUGUUCACAUUUCCCCAGCUGUCCUACUAAUAUGUCGUGUCUCCAGAGUCUCCAUCAAAGUGUCCAUCUUUGUCUUCAUGACUCUGACACUUCUGAAAAGGCUCAUAUUCUUACCAUCAGUGUACAGUCUACGCAGAGAGCUGUGCACAUGGAAGGUUCUCCAUUGCAAUAGCUAUAUUUUUGGGGCAAUAAAUAAAUCUGCUUUUUGGGGAGAGGCAGGAGAGUGGCUCCUCAUGUUCUGUUUGUGUUUUGCUUAGCUUGGCCGACCUUGAAGUGUUUAUAAAAAAUAGUGAGAGUGGCUUGCUCAAGGAAGUUGAAAAAGGCUAUUUUAAAGGAUUGGUUGAGAUUAUGGGACACCUUACGGCUCUUAAAGAACGGCAGGGCAGCACUGAUGAGUUGUUUGAGCCCUUAAAGCAAACUAUUGAAUUGCUGAAGACCUAUGGACAAGAAUUGCCAAAAACAGUCUUUAAGCAGCUGGAGGAGCUGCCUGAGAAAUGGAACAACAUAAAAAAGAUGGCCAUUACUGUGAGGCAGCAGGUGGCCCCACUGCAAGCGAAUGAAGUGAGCAUCCUCCGCCAGAGGUGCACAGCCUUUGAUGCUGAACAGCAGUGGUUCUGCGAGCAAUUCCACUAAGAAGCUCCCUUCAGAUUUGACAGCAUUGACCCUUAUCAAAUGCUGGAUGCUGGCAGAUGGAAUCCACCAUGGCCUCCACUGCAGAGUCCGCCAGCCUGUUUGAGGUUAGUGUUCCAGACUACAAGCAGCUAAGGCAGUGCAGGAAGGAGGUCUGCCAGCUGAAGGAUCUCUGGGACACUGCUGGGGUGGUGACCUCCAGCAUCCGUGCCUGGGAGACCACCAUGUGGAGGGAUAUCAAUGUGGAGGCCAUGGACGUGGAGUGCAAGCAGUUUGCCAGGCACAUCUGGAACCUUGACAAGGAAGUCAGGGCCUGGGAUGCCUUCAUGGGCCUGGAAAGCACUGUGCUGAACACUCUGACCUCGCUGAGGGCCGUGGCUGAGCUCUAGAAUCUGGCCAUCCGGUGGCGGCACUGGGGGCAGCUGAUGCAGGCCACGGGUGUGAGCUUCACCGUGGGUGAGGGCAUGACACUGGCACAGCUCUUGCACCGCUUUGAGGAUGAGGUCCAGGGCAUUGUGGACAAAGCAGUGAAGGAGAUGGGGAUGGAGAAGACCUUGAAGGAGCUGCAUGCCACCUGGGCCAGCAUGGAGUUCCAGUACGAGCCCCACCUGCGGACAAAUGUCCCCCUGCUGCGGUCAGAUGAAGGCCUCAUUGAGGUCCUGGAGGAUAACCAAGUGCAGCUUCAGAACCUGAUGAUGUCCAAGUAUGUUGCUUUCUUCCUAGAGGAAGUGUUGGGCUGGCAGAGGAAGCUGUCCACAGCCGAUGCUGUCAUCGCCAUCUGGUUUGAUGUGCAGCGCACGUGGUCUCAUCUGGAGAGUAUGUUCAUUGGAUCUGACGAUAUCUGGGCUCAGCUGCCCCAGGUACUUGCUAAGGAAACCCUGCCCUCUGUUCCCUUCCUGAGUCAAGGGAAGAGCACCCAGUUCCUUCAUCCUCUAGACCUUUCCUUCUCUGUUGCCUGCCUUGGCCUCACUCAACAAAUGCUUGUGCUUCACGAGCCACCAAAAGUCAGGCAGAGGAAAAGAAAGAAGUUAAAAUGUACACCAGUCAGUUUGUCCCUGGGUGGGUGGGCAAAAGAGAACCUGGAUUUUAAAAAAGCCGAUGUACACAAGAGAAGAGAUAGAAAAUAUUUUGCUACUGCAGUUUGUGGUGAGCUGCUCAUGGGUUGUCCCAUAGAUGAUUAUAAUGCAGCUGUCGAUUGGCAGAGAGCACUGUUUCCAAGCAUAUUCACAUUCCUUCUCAGCAGCAAGCUGUUCUGUAACCCUCUGGCCUGUGCCACAUGGGUAGCCCUGACCUGCACUCAGAUCUGGUGGACCACAGAGGUGGGCCUUGCAUUUACCAGGCUGGAGGAAGGCUAUGAGAAUGCCAUGAAGGACUAUUAUAAGAAGCAAGUGGCCCAGCUCAAAACCCUCAUCACCAUGCUGAUUGGCCAGCUCUCCAAGGGGGACCGGCAGAAGAUCAUGACCAUAUGCACCAUUGAUGUGCAUGCCCGGGAUGUGGUGGCCAAGAUGAAUGCUCAGAAGGUGGAUAAUGCCCAGGCCUUCCUCUGGCUUUCCCAGCUGCGGCACCGUUGGGAUGAUGAAGCCAAGCACUGCUUCGCUAACAUCUGUGAUGCCCAGUUUCAAUAUUCUUAUGAGUACUUGGGAAAUACACCUCGCCUGGUGAUCACGCCGUUGACAGACAGAUGCUACAUCACCCUCACGCAGUCUCUGCACCUGACCAUGAGUGGAGCUCUGUCAGGACCUGCAGGAACAGGCAAGACAGAGACCACCAAGGACCUGGGUCGAGCACUGGGCAUCAUGGUCUACGUGUUUAACUGCUCAGAGCAGAUAGACUACAAGGCGGGGCCUCCCUCUGACUGGCCAGAUGGCAGCACAGUGACAGCCGGUUUGUGA
Molecule: messenger RNA, 2906 nt
Organism: Manis javanica (Malayan pangolin)
Lineage: Eukaryota; Metazoa; Chordata; Mammalia; Pholidota; Manidae
Source: RefSeq, a predicted model, not a curated record